This is a messenger RNA of Phacochoerus africanus (Common warthog), 1911 nucleotides long. It is a transcript of the gene POLE3, whose product is annotated as DNA polymerase epsilon 3, accessory subunit. NCBI's taxonomy places the organism in Eukaryota, Metazoa, Chordata, Mammalia, Artiodactyla, Suidae. The record is from RefSeq and is a predicted model, not a curated record. Bases 109 to 552 code for a protein of 147 amino acids. Gene Ontology annotation, biological process: leading strand elongation; DNA damage response; heterochromatin formation. Gene Ontology annotation, molecular function: chromatin DNA binding; protein heterodimerization activity. Gene Ontology annotation, cellular component: CHRAC; epsilon DNA polymerase complex. The transcript has 4 exons.
UGUGGGCCAAACGGGGCGGAACGGAAGCCUCGUUGGGUCAGACGGUGGCGACGCGGGAAGUCCGGACGCUGUAGCGGCCUGAAGAGGAGGCCGGCUCCGGCCGUGGCAAUGGCGGAGAGGCCCGAGGACCUAAACCUGCCCAAUGCCGUCAUCACCAGAAUCAUAAAGGAGGCGCUCCCGGAAGGUGUCAACAUCUCCAAGGAGGCCCGGAGCGCCAUCUCCCGCGCCGCCAGCGUCUUCGUGUUGUACGCCACAUCCUGUGCCAACAACUUCGCGAUGAAAGGGAAACGCAAGACGCUGAAUGCCAGCGAUGUUCUCUCAGCCAUGGAGGAGAUGGAGUUUCAGCGGUUCGUUACUCCCUUAAAAGAAGCUCUGGAAGCUUAUAGAAGGGAGCAGAAAGGUAAGAAGGAAGCUUCAGAGCAAAAGAAGAAGGACAAAGACAAAAAAACAGAUUCAGAAGAGCAAGACAAGAGCAGGGAUGAGGACAACGACGAAGAUGAGGAAAGGCUGGAGGAAGAAGAACAGAAUGAAGAGGAGGACGUGGACAACUGAAGAGGAUGGGGAGACUGGCGCCUUGGAAGGUACAGCUCUGAAACGUUUGUGUGCAGCUUUUUCCUGCUGGACAGAGUAGUCUUGGGCAGAAGAGCCUGAGAAGAUGGAAGUAAAAACUGAUUAAAAUUAUCAUCAAAACCAGCGUGUCCCAGAUUCAGAGCAUCUGAGUAGCAGAAUCUUGUUUUGCUUCAUGAGCCUGAAGGUUGUGACUUUUUGGCAGGAGGGAUUAUGAACAGCCAAUUGGUCAUUGGGAGCGUUCUUGUUUACUUACGUACAUAGUUAGGCAGUUGUUGAUCCCCAGGUCCCACCCAUUCACCCACGGCUCAAAAAAGUAACAAAGCUUCCAUGCCACCUACUGCGUUCCAAAUCACAGAGGCACUCAAGGCUCAGGAAAACCUGGGGCUUUGCUUAUAGACAGCCUAUUUGUACAGUAUUUGGCAAUACUAGCUUCUUACAAGUGAUCAGAAUGGCUUAGCUUUAGGAAACCACUAAAGGGUGUAGAACAGUGAAAUCUGUUCUUUUGUCUCUUCACUUGACAGUAACAUUAACUGAAUUUUGGUUUUUACAGACCCACUUGGCUUAGAGCCCUUCUCUGUUGCCAGUAGGCAUGUAACCCACUUGGGUGGCUACCUUCUGGGCACCAAAUGCAUUUACAUCAGCAGUGUAGAGUAGAAUUAGUCAAGCAAGAUUGCCAAUGUGUCUUACAACAGAUGGUGUAGUCUUGAAUGCACCUCACUGCCUGCCAUUGUACAGCUUUAGGGUAUGUGGUCACCUCCUGGAAGGUAUAAAACUCCAGGCUUUCUCUUGUAGUCCUGCUCCCGGAUUUGUGGUAUGGCUUUUCAUUCUUCUAAUUCCUGAUGAAUUCCAAACUUUCUUCUUCUAGGUACAACGUUCUUGCUCUGUGCUUCUCUCCUGUCUCUGUUCUGCCUCUACUCUGCUCCCCAUUCCCACUUUCUGUGUCCCUCCUUUUUUCACUUCUGCCAGGAAUUUUGAUGACCUGCUUAAUAUCUCAAACUAUGGGUUCCUCUGAUUCCCUAGUUCUAAUCUCAUGUCUUUUAAAAAUGAUUUUGUAGACCUCUCUGAACGUUAAGGGAAAUCCGAUGGUGCUCAGGAAUCCAAUUCCUCCCCCAAGCCAUCCCUUCUAAAGUAUCUCUGUUAACCUUAUUUUCUUUCCAUUUGGUGCUUCAAGCACUUUUUGUCUCUAAGUUGAGUGCUUGGAGGUUGACAGGUAGUGAAAUAUAGUUUGAUGCUGUUCAUUUGUUAAACGAAUCCAGUGAAAAGUUUGUCAAGAAAUGAGUGAAGGAUAUUGAGAAAAUUAUAAUGCUUUGUAUAAAUAAAAAACAGUCUUAUAAAAAGUGA